AUGGGUAAACCUCGUGGUAUUCGUACGGCUCGUAAACAUGUCAACCAUCGUCGUGUACAAAAGUGGGCCGACAAGGACUACAAAAAGGCACAUUUGGGAACAAGAUGGAAGGCCAAUCCUUUCGGAGGAGCUUCUCACGCCAAGGGAAUUGUUUUAGAAAAAGUUGGAGUUGAAGCCAAACAGCCCAACUCUGCCAUCCGUAAGUGUGUCCGUGUACAACUUAUCAAGAAUGGAAAGAAAAUCACUGCUUUCGUACCUAGAGAUGGUUGUUUAAAUUAUAUUGAAGAAAAUGACGAAGUAUUAGUAGCUGGAUUCGGUCGAAAGGGUCACGCUGUGGGAGAUAUUCCCGGGGUUCGUUUCAAGGUUGUCAAAGUAGCAAAUGUUUCAUUACUUGCUUUAUACAAAGAAAAGAAGGAGAGGCCUAGGUCUUAA
Macrosiphum euphorbiae (potato aphid) is the source of this 432-nucleotide messenger RNA. Lineage: Eukaryota; Metazoa; Arthropoda; Insecta; Hemiptera; Aphididae. The record is from the annotation of a GenBank genome assembly.